Didymodactylos carnosus is the source of this 1434-nucleotide messenger RNA. The record is from the annotation of a GenBank genome assembly. NCBI's taxonomy places the organism in Eukaryota, Metazoa, Rotifera, Eurotatoria, Philodinida, Philodinidae.
AUGAUACAUGAAUACAAACAUGUUUUAAUCGAAAUUUUACAAAUUAGUACAUUAACCAACAAAGAAAUAUGUGGUUUAGCAUUCAAUUGUGUAAAACAGUCAGAUAUUCCUAUGUUAAAGUGGAACGUAACAUUUCCAGAUAAACCGAAGCCAGAUCCAAUUCCUCCUUUGCCACCUUCUCCCAGCGCUCCAACAACAAAUGUGUUACAUUUAACUGACCUUCAUAUUGACUUUGAAUAUACGCCAGGAUCGAACGCUGAAUGUGGUCGACCAUUGUGUUGUCGAUCGGGAUCGCCAUCUGUCCUUGCCACGGGAGCAGGUUAUUGGGGAGAUUAUCGAACAUGCGAUUUACCUUUGUGGACAGCAGAGGCAAUAUUUAAUUACAUCGCAAGAAACGAAGAAUUUGACAUUAUUUAUUUUACCGGCGACUUGCCACCUCACAACAUCUGGAAUCAAUCUUAUGAAGAUCAAUUGUAUUCUCUUAAUAGAAUAACUGAUAUGUUGGCCACAAUAUUUCCGAAUAAAAAGUUCUAUCCAGCUGUAGGUAAUCAUGAAGCUUAUCCCUCCGAUUUAUUUCCUACCUCGAACAUUAAAUCAGACAACAUUUCAUGGUUAUACGACGCACUAGCUAACAAAUGGAUUAAUCAACUUGGCUUACCGAAUGAUACACGUUCGGAUAUAUCAUUGGGCGCAUAUUAUACAACACUUAUUAAACCUGGUCUACGACUUAUUUCAUUGAACACAAAUUAUUGUACACAAUAUAAUUAUUGGUUAUUUAUUAGUUCAAAUGAUCCACUCAAUCAGUUACAAUGGCUUAUUCAAUGGUUACAAUAUGCUGAAGAUAACGAUGAAAAAGUGCACAUUAUUGGACAUAUUCCACCUCCUUCUUGUUUAGCCGUUUAUAGUUGGAACUAUUAUAAAAUAAUUAACCGAUAUGAGAAUACCGUUACUGGUCAAUUCUUUGGUCAUACACAUAAUGAUGAAUUUAUGAUAUUUUACGAUGAACUGACAAUGAAACGUCCAGUUUCUGUGGCUUACGUAGCACCAUCAUUGACAAGUUAUUCUUCAAUGAAUCCUGGCUAUCGUAUGUAUUCAAUUGAUAUGUCAAAUACAUCCUACGUUGUCGAUCAUCGAACAAACAUUCUAAAUUUAACUGCCACAAAUUGGUUUAAUAAAACUGUCUUUCUCGAAGAAUAUUCAGCUAGAAAUGCUUAUAACAUGACAAAUCUGUUCCCAAACGAUUGGAAUGAUCUUGUUGAAAGAAUGCAAAGGGAUAUUGAUGGAUCGUUAAUCGAACGUGCUUAUCAAUAUUUUACAAAAUCUUUUGUUAACGGACAAUGUGAUCGUCCAUGUCGAUUGAAUUUGAUCAAUUGCCAUUUUAAAACGGCGCGAUCGGAAGAUACAACGUUUUGCACUACCGAAAAAAGACACUAG